This is a messenger RNA of Durusdinium trenchii, 981 nucleotides long. NCBI's taxonomy places the organism in Eukaryota, Dinophyceae, Suessiales, Symbiodiniaceae. The record is from the annotation of a GenBank genome assembly.
AUGUGCGCUGUUCUGCCACUUGCUGCUGCCUUUGCGCCUCUGCCACGGCUGGAAGAUGCCGAGGCGCUCUUUGCUCCAUACCUUCCGUGUUCUCCUGCUCAGCUGAGACGGAUAUAUCUUCAGUUGGCCUUGCGCUAUCAUCCCGACAAAUGCCAACACACCCCUUUGGGGCAGAAAGAGGCAACGGAACUCUUUCAGGCCAUUGCAGCCGUGUACGAGCAGCUGCUGAAGCCAGAGCCUGGGGAAGCUGUUCGCCGAGUGAAAAGCCGAGUUGCAGCUGCGGCGGAGCUCGGAGAUCUGGAGGAAUUGGAUCGUCUCCUUGUUGAAGAUGCAGGAAGAGCCGUAGAAGUUGAUGAUUUAGGUGUUUGUCCUUUGAUGUUUGCAGCAGCUGGCGGUCAAGUGGAUGCAAUGGAAAUGCUGGUGUCUUAUGGUGCAGAUCUGGGGGCCAAGAAUCCAAUCAACUGGAGUGUGCUGCUAUACGCAGCCCUGGGGAAUCAUUCAGAGGCAGUGUGUUGGCUUGUAAAACAUGGAUUGAAAGUCACCGAGCACGAGCUGGUUCUCACAGCUUAUACGGGGAACUCAAUCAGCCUGGCCGCAUUGCUAGAGCUCUAUGAGGGCUCCCUGGCAGACUUGCACACGGAAAGCGGGAAAUCACUACUCCACUUGGCUUGUGAAGGCCUUUGCUUUCUUAAGCGUUCUGCGGGGGAACACUUGCAGUGUGUUGAGUACUUGCUCGACAAAGUUCCAGUAGACCAAGCUGAGCCGAAGAGUGGGCGAACAUGCUUGCAGAACUAUGUGGAAGACGUCCGCUGGCGCACACGAAAUUUUGAGGCUUCAUCAGCACACUUGUUAGCUUUGGACCGCCUUUGUGAAGCAGGAGCCAGUGUGACACGGGAAGAUUUCGAAGGAAGAAGUGCUUUGUCCAUUGCUGAAGCGCAAGGCUUGCCCACAAUGCGGCAAUUGCUGUUCUCAUACAUUUGA